UACAACUAAAAGAAAAUGGAGUCAAAGUUUGCUCACGUCAUUGUUUUCUUUCUUCUUGCAACUUCCUUUGAAACACUCAUGGCACGAAAAGAAAAUGAUGGACUAGAAGUCAUAGAACUUCUCAAGGAAUUUGAAUCUGACUUGAUGUGCAAAGGAAAACUAAGCUGGCCAGAACUUAUUGGUGUCCCAACAAAGCUUGCUAAGGAAAUAAUUGAGAAGGAAAAUUCACUCAUAACAAAUGUUCAGAUACUACUGAAUGGUUCUCCAGUCACAUUGGAUUUUAGUUGUAAUCGAGUUCGUCUUUUUGAUAACAUCUUGGGUUAUGUUGUAGACAUGCCUAUGGUCCGUUAA
Solanum stenotomum is the source of this 351-nucleotide messenger RNA. Its product is annotated as proteinase inhibitor 1-like. The coding region runs from base 16 to 351 and encodes 111 amino acids. NCBI's taxonomy places the organism in Eukaryota, Viridiplantae, Streptophyta, Magnoliopsida, Solanales, Solanaceae. Gene Ontology annotation, molecular function: serine-type endopeptidase inhibitor activity. The transcript has 3 exons. Gene Ontology annotation, biological process: response to wounding. The record is from RefSeq and is a predicted model, not a curated record.